GCAACCGGGGAAGCCGGGCUGUGAAGCGGGCAAUUUCAGUGUGAGACAGAGCCGCGAGACCGAGUGGUGGCUCCCAGCGCGGCGCGGCAGCUCCUCCCGCCCGGGGUCAGCGCCCGGCGCGCGCACGCGCACCCCUGCCGCCCGCGUCGUCGGUCGGUCGGUCGGUCGUCGGUCGUCGUGUCGCCGCCGCCGUCGCCGUGGGCGCCACCUGAGGGAGCCUUCGCCGUGGGGCGCGACCGGACCCGACCCGACCGUGCUGCGGAGACCGGCCUGGGGCCCUGGGGGACGGCGACAGGGACGUCGCGCAACUUGGUUGGUCAGCACGUUGAUGCGAGUUGCCUUCUGACGUAGCUGUAGCCAUGGCCCAAUGCUAGGACCUGCAUGUCCUGUACCCAAGGACAGUCCAGAAUGACGGAAGAAGCAUGCCGAACCCGAAGCCAGAAGCGAGCCCUUGAGCCUGACCUGACAGAGGACGGUGUGGAGAGCAAGAAAGUGAAAAUGGAGAGAGGACUGUCAGCUUCAGACCUCAGCCCUGAGGGUGACACAAGAGUGACACCAGAGCUGGGAGCAGGCCCAGCCCAAGGACUUCUGGGGGUCUCGGAGGCCCCGGCAGUGGCUGUGGGCAGAGGCGAAGGGCUGCUGGGUGACGGGCCAGUGGACAUGCGUACCUCCCACAGUGACAUGAAGUCAGAGAGGAGGCCCCCUUCGCCUGACGUGAUUGUGCUGUCUGACAAUGAGCAGCCUUCCAGCCCACGUGUGAAUGGGUUGACCAAUGUGGCCCUGAAGGAGACCAGCACUGAGGCCCUCAUGAAAAGUAGUCCUGAAGAACGGGAAAGGAUGAUCAAGCAGCUGAAAGAAGAGCUAAGACUAGAAGAAGCAAAGCUCGUUCUGUUAAAAAAGCUUCGGCAGAGUCAGAUACAAAAGGAAGCCACCACCCAGAAGCCGGCAGGUUCUGCCGGGAGUGCUGUGACCACCCCUCCCCCGCUCGUACGGGGCACCCAGAGCCUUCCUGCGGGCAAGACAUCACUUCAGACCUCUUCCCGAAUGCCGGGCAGUGUCAUCCCGCCACCCCUGGUCCGCGGCGGGCAGCAGGUAUCCUCCAAGCUGGGACCGCAGACCAGUUCACAGGUCGUCAUGCCCCCGCUUGUCAGGGGGGCCCAGCAGAUCCACAAUAUCAGACAACAUUCCAGCACAGGGCCACCUCCUCUGCUCCUGGCACCCCGCGCUUCUGUGCCCAGUGUGCAAAUUCAGGGACAGAGAAUCAUCCAGCAGGGACUCAUCCGUGUCGCCAAUGUCCCCAAUGCCAGUCUGCUCGUGAACAUCCCACAGGCCACCCCAGCCUCUCUGAAGGGGACGACAGCUGCCUCCGCACAGGCCAACUCCACACCCACCAGCGUGGCCUCUGUGGUUGCUUCUGCUGAGUCCCCAGCCAGCCGGCAGGCGGCAGCCAAGCUCGCCCUGCGCAAACAGCUGGAGAAAACACUGCUGGAGAUCCCCCCACCCAAGCCCCCUGCCCCGGAGAUGAACUUUCUGCCCAGUGCUGCCAACAACGAGUUCAUCUACCUGGUUGGCCUGGAGGAGGUGGUGCAGAACCUGCUUGAGACGCAAGCGGGCAGGAUGUCAGCAGCAGCCGCUGCCGCCGCCGCCGCCGCAGCUGCUGCUGUGCUGGCCCGAGAGCCCUACAUGUGCGCGCAGUGCAAGACUGACUUCACCUGCCGCUGGCGCGAGAAGGGCGGUGCCAUCAUGUGUGAGAACUGCAUGACAUCCAACCAGAAGAAGGCACUCAAGGUGGAGCACACCAGCCGCCUGAAGGCCGCCUUUGUGAAGGCGCUACAGCAGGAGCAGGAGAUUGAGCAGCGCCUGCUGCAGCAGGGCCCAUCACCUGCCGUGGCCAAGGCCGAGCCCGCCACCGCCCCGCACCCCGCGCUGAAGCAGGUCAUAAAGCCCCGGCGGAAGCUGGCGUUCCGCUCAGGAGAGGCGCGCGACUGGAGUAACGGGGCUGUGCUACAGGCCUCCAGCCAACUGUCCCGGGGCUCUGCUACGACGCCCCGAGGCGUCCUGCACGCAUUCAGCCAGUCACCCAAACUGCAGAACGCAGCCUCAGCCACGGCCCUGGUCAGCAGGACCGGCAGACAUUCCGAGCGAGCUGCAGGGACCGCCAAGGGCAGUGCUGCUGCCAGCUGGAAGAAGACGCCCCUGAGUGCAGGUGGGACCCUCGCGUUCGUCAGCCCCAGCCUGGCUGUGCACAAGACAGCCUCUGCCGUGGACCGCCAGCGAGAAUACCUCCUUGACAUGAUCCCACCACGUUCCAUCCCCCAGUCGGCCACGUGGAAAUAGUCUGAGCCCGGCCCAGUGGAGGACAUGCGCCCUCCGCCCCGCCCCGCCCACACUGGGCGCCACACUGCAGGAUGCCGAGGCGCCGCGCUUGCCUGAGCAGCAGCCCUGGGCACGGUGGGGUGAUAGGCCGCUCUCCUGGUGACAAGGGUCAGAACCGAGGGACCUUUCCCUGGGCUUUCUUCCUUCCUCUCUUUGCCUUUAGUUUGCCCAACACCAGCAGAAACAUGGACCUCAGGGCCGGCUCAGGUCCCAGCCCUGCCGGGCCCAGUGGCACUUGGCGGCUCACUCUGGACACUGACUGCCCGGCGCCGGCCUUGGAAGCUGAGCGGGGGGCCUUGUUUCUUUAUGCUUCUCCCUGUCUUAGGCUCUGAAUUUUUGCUUCCCUUCCUGCCAAUCUAUAGGUUGAAAGUUGUGUUUGUUUUGUUUUGUUUUGUUUUAAUCACCUCAUGAUGAUGGAGUUGAGAGUAGGCCUUGCAGGCCGUGUUGUCUGGAUAGGGCCCCGCGGUGCACCGCCCCCAGGUGGCUGGCCAGGCCCUGGCGGCUCAUGGACACGGGGAUGCCAGCCACAUCCCACUGAAAGCCUCAUUGCUGCUCUUUUGGGACCUCUAGAGUCCCCAGACCCACACUCAGCAGAAGAACAAACUGUAGCCAGGCCCUGCCCAGGACCCAGGAUUCAGAAGUCUACAGUCAUGGCCGAGCCAUCUGGAAGCCAAGUGAGGGGAGGCUCCGGGGCAGGGCUGUGUGAUGGAGGUUUAUUUUAUUAAAUGUUUCCUUUCUACUCAUUUCGAUGGACACUCUCAAGCUGCCCCUGGAGGCGUCGUGCAGGGGCAGGGCAGGGCAGGGCAAGCUGAGCCCCAGACCUGAGGCGCUUUGGGGCACUUGAGUGUGGCCAGAACCGGUCCCCAGGCUGGGGCUGCUAUCAGGGUUUGCUUUCUGACUUCUUUUUUUUUUAAGGAUCAGGUCUGCUUUUAGUUUUUCUUCCCUUCCCGUUCUUCUAAAAAUGGGUUCCGUGAGAAAGGCAGAGCUGUUGCGUGUGUCUGCCGCAGCUCCAUGUCAGCUCGGAGGAGGGAGCGUGGCUCCCAGGUCUGCUCCAGCCUGUCUCCCUACCGAUGCAAUUAGGGACUUUAAUUUAAAACCUUCAUUCUGUAGGACGUUCUCCAAACAACUGCGACAGCCAGCGUUCUAAUAAAGGCUCAUUUAACCCCA
This is a messenger RNA of Octodon degus (degu), 3543 nucleotides long. It is a transcript of the gene Gatad2a, whose product is annotated as GATA zinc finger domain containing 2A. Gene Ontology annotation, biological process: negative regulation of transcription by RNA polymerase II. Lineage: Eukaryota; Metazoa; Chordata; Mammalia; Rodentia; Octodontidae. Gene Ontology annotation, cellular component: NuRD complex. The record is from RefSeq and is a predicted model, not a curated record. The transcript is spliced from 13 exons. The coding region runs from base 382 to 2337 and encodes 651 amino acids.